This is a messenger RNA of Verticillium nonalfalfae, 1734 nucleotides long. RefSeq lists its product as uncharacterized. Gene Ontology annotation, cellular component: nuclear chromosome. Gene Ontology annotation, biological process: positive regulation of transcription by RNA polymerase II; meiotic cell cycle. The transcript is spliced from 3 exons. NCBI's taxonomy places the organism in Eukaryota, Fungi, Ascomycota, Sordariomycetes, Glomerellales, Plectosphaerellaceae. Bases 1 to 1734 code for a protein of 577 amino acids. Gene Ontology annotation, molecular function: DNA-binding transcription factor activity; DNA binding. The record is from RefSeq and is a predicted model, not a curated record.
AUGGACAAUUCCGCAUACCCGUACAGUCGCUACCCUCAGGACGAGUCUGAUCCCUAUGACAGACACCAGCAUCCGGGCCUGACCUCACACCAAAGCUACCCCAGCUUGAAGAGGGCUUUCUCCCACACGGAACAGCCACCAUACCAGGAAAUCGUUCAAGACCUGCGGGACGACGGGUCUAAACUGACAGUCAACCAUGACCACAAACUUUUGUCGUUCAAAAAGGUGCAGGACAAGCACACUGUUGUGGAUCAGCACGGUCGCAUGCAGCAGAUGGAACUUUCCGCUCAGCUGCAUGGCAUGUUCUUCCUAUCCGAAAUGCCGUCGGGCGCUACCGAAGGCUCAGUUUUGCAGCCAGAGUUGACCUGCUACCGACGAAACCUCUUCCAGAUCAGCGGUUCCUUGAUCACGGCUCGCGGACCGCUGUCGGUUGUCACCGAGACGGGCGAGACGGUUCCCGUGAGCACUACCGAGGUGACUGUAUCGGCAAUCGAGUCGGUUGAUGGGCACCCGGUCCGACUGAUUGUGAUUCCUUGGAAAACGCCGCCGCCCAACUCCCCCGAGGUGGCCCAGGGUCCCGACCAGGAGCCGCCGUCGCUUCCCCUCAUUCCUUUCCAGGACGAGGGGCCAGAUGCCGACGGCGAGUACGCUGUGUACCCGAUUGGCUGGAGACGACUGCAGUUUCGAAUUGCGACGGCGAACAAUGGCAGGCGGAAGGAACUCCAGCAACACUUUGUCCUACACUUGAAGGUAGUCGGCACUUUGACCAACGGAAACAAGGUUGUCUUGGCCGAGGCGACGACGUCGCCGAUUGUCGUGCGGGGACGAAGCCCCCGCAACUUCCAGGCUCGCAAGGAGAUUCCACUUCUGGGAUCCAGCGCAGGGUCGCGCGGACAAGCUCUGGUUGAAACUGGACAGGGCAUCGUGGCAGGACCUCUCAGCGCUAAGCCAAUCGAUGUCAAAGCUAGAGGCAUCGACAUGCAGAUGCCGCGAGCCGCGUUCACCUUCAGCGGGGGCGGGCCCAAAAUGCCGAGUAACCAAAUGGGGACCAUGAGAUCGAACUCUUACCCCAACUGGACCUCGCCUGGCCAUGUGUCCAUGUCCCACAUCCCGGUGACUGGUGCGGGUAGCUACUCUGCUUCACCUUUGACAGCUGAGACUGUAGCACCAGGGCAACAACAGACACAGGCCCGCGCCUCGUUCUCGUACGGCCACUCAACGACGGCCCCGCCACCGCUGUCUAUACCGACAAGCGCCGACGCUGCACUAAACAUACCCCGGUAUGUCGACAGCAACCAUCGCCCGUCCAAGAGCCCGAGACAUGCGAGCCACCAACCCGUUCAGGGUGGCAGUUCGAUUGCCAAUACCGACCCAUCUGCAGAGUAUCGAUACAGCUCAUCAUAUGUACCGUUGCACGGAGGCAGCGCAGGAGAGCUCCCGGCCCCUGGAUAUGGCGCGGACUCGACGUCGAUUCCUCAUUCGGCACCGCCAAGGGACUACUAUCCCCCUUCGACCACUUGGACGACAACGGCUGGCGAAGCAAAUGCGACAGUGGCCUAUACCAGCAGCGACAAUCGGUCGUACUCGUCUCCGGGCCAGUACAAGAGCACUGCUCCAGCGGUGCCGGUCAAGAAUGAGCAGGGGGCCCCGCCGCCGGGCUCAGCCGCUGUGUACAACGGUCCGCCGCGUGGAUCGUUUGACGCGAUGAACCACUACUCGUGGCAUGCCAUCUAA